This is a messenger RNA of Rhinichthys klamathensis goyatoka, 2654 nucleotides long. RefSeq names its product blood vessel epicardial substance (gene popdc1). Bases 184 to 1236 code for a protein of 350 amino acids. The record is from RefSeq and is a predicted model, not a curated record. Gene Ontology annotation, cellular component: sarcolemma. NCBI's taxonomy places the organism in Eukaryota, Metazoa, Chordata, Actinopteri, Cypriniformes, Leuciscidae. The transcript is spliced from 8 exons. Gene Ontology annotation, molecular function: cAMP binding.
CAGACGCCCUCUAGCGGUGGAGUCGCGUGCACGCGCAGAGGAGUGGCCGCUUGGUUUGUGCCCAUUUUAAGUCAAUGCCUGUCAUUGCGCUCCUCUCACACACACACACAAUCUGUUAUCUUCUACUGGACAUUCCUCCAGACCGCGCACAUUACAACUUCAACCUCAACUCCGCUCGAGAGAAUGUCCGUGUCUCUGUCCUACACUUCAUCUCCACUGCUCUCCAGCGUGCCCGCGCUCCCCGGUGACGCGAACGCCACGUCAUGCCAGGACUGGGCCCAGUCUCAUCACCUGCUGUUCCACCUGGCCCACCUGAGCCUCGGAGUGGGUCUGCUGAUCCCCACCACCCUCACACUGCACAUGAUCCUGCUCAGACUGCUGCUGAUCACGGGCUGCUCUCUGCUCAUCGCCUGGGCCGCGCUGUACAGAUGCACACUGGAUGUGAUGGUGUGGAACGUGGUGUUCCUGCUGGUCAACUUCAUGCACUUCUUCUUCCUGCUCUAUAAACGCAGACCGAUUAAGAUCGACCGGGAGCUGAAGUCAGUGUACAAGCGCAUGUUCGAGCCGCUACACGUGCGAGAAGCUCUGUUUCAGAGACUCACCGGCCAGUUCUGCACCAUCCAGACCCUGAAGAAGAGCCAGAUCUACGCGGCCGAAGACAAGACAUCCGUGGACGAGCGCCUCAGCAUUCUCCUCAAGGGGAAGAUGAAGGUUUCGUACCGCGGCCAUUUCUUGCAUAAUAUCUACACCAAUGCCUUCAUCGACUCUCCUGAGUUCAGGUCCACUCAGUUGAACAGGGGAGAGAGGUUUCAGGUGACGAUCACCGCUGAGGAGAACUGCAAGCUCCUGUGCUGGUCCAGGGAGCGUCUGACGUACUUCCUGGAGUCCGAGUCGUUCCUGAACGAGGUCUUCCGGUACCUCAUCGGCAAAGACAUCACCAACAAGCUCUACUCGCUCAACGACCCAACCCUGAGCGACAAGGCUGUGAAGAAGAUGGACCGCCAGCCGAGCCUGUGCUCUCAGCUCUCCAUGAUGCAGAUGAGGAACAGUAUGGCGAGCACCAGCGACACCGACGACGUGCUCAACCAGAUCCUGAGAGGCGGAUCCACCGGAUCCUCACUGCAGAAAAAUCCUCUGCCAAAAGGAUCCACGACUAUGAAGCCAAUAGAAGAAGGAAUGGAAGAUGAUGUUUUCGAGUCUGAGUCCCUCAACACUCGCCCGAGAGAAGACGUGUGACGCGCUUCAUCACCUCACGCUUCACUGUACGCUCUAUAGAAAUGAAUGGAAAAUGCAUUGAAAAGAAAAAUAAUUCAGGCUCACGAUCAGAUUACACUCUUCUGGAUAGAGAUCCUGAUCAAAUGAGAGUUGUUUUAGUAUUACAGAAUUAACAUUGGAUACUAACACAUUUAAUAUAAUAUAGUCCUGAGCAUUUUAAAUGAAACUGCUGUCAGAUAUAUUUUGACAACAUUUUGGAGAACUGAAAUAUCUUUACAAUUUUUAAAGCAGACCUAUUUUGCCCUUUUACAAAGUCUUGAUGUUGUUUCAGGCUCUACUAGAACAGGUUUUCCUGCUUGAAUGUUGAUUAUUUCCUCAUAUUCUCCAUUUUUGCAGCUCCUCUCUUCCCAGUCUGUCAGUAACGCUCUGUUUACUUCCUGUCUCUAUGAAGCCCCUCCUCCUGAAAAGCACACUGUGCUCUGAUUGGUGGGCUAGAUCGGUGUGUUGUGAUUGGUCGAGUGUGUUUGGGAAAUGUCCCACCCCUUACCAAAAGUGCCAGUUUAACACACUACUAACUAACUCAACUAGGCCCCGCCCCUUUAUUCUGCUUAUGAAUUAUUGUAAUGAGGAAUAUUGUGACGUGUUCGUUCCCGGAAGAAACUCAAGACUACAGUAGAGGCGUUUCAGGAGUUCAGGAACACUGACACUGAUAUAGAGAAGAACUGGAGCUUUUCAUGAUCAAACAGCAACAUUACACACUAAACACAGAUGGGAACAGCAGAAUAGUGCUCUAUUAAAUUAUUUAGAACAGGAUUUAGGAAAAAAUAUAUUUGCUGAGACAGUGAGUUAACUACAAUAUGCUAAUUGUGUGAUUAAAUGUGGGGGAGCAGAACUACAAGCUUUUCCUCUUAAUAAAUGUAUCAGGUUUUCGUACGGGAGCUUAUUCAGUGAAAUAAUGGAUUAGAUGCAGCUUUACAGGGGUGGUAAAGAACCAGGCAACAACUAACGUUUUUUUAAACUUUCUAAAAGAUUAUUGCAAGGCAUUGCUGUACUAAUGUACACGUGGAACUCAACAGUGUUGACUCCUUCCAUCAGUAAGAUUUACAUUUCUCUGAAACAGUUUUCAUGCACAUAUAUCAUGUCAUGUUUUCUUGUGUGAUGUGUUAACAGUCAAUAUUAUGUUCAAAUUAAUUGUAUUAAGACACUUUAGCAAAUAUGUGGAUUUUCUCACAGCAGUUUAAAUUAGUGCAUUUGAAUUUAUCGUAUAAUGAACUAUAUGAAGAAUGGGUCACAUAGGGUUAAGCAAUGAUGAAGUGUUGCAUAGGUUUUAUUGAAUGUCUGGUUUGAAGCUUUUUCUGUGAUAAUUGUAAUGUGACGUGUGUGUUGUUAAAGUCAUACAGAUUCGUGAAAACACUUUUUUAAAUUAAAGUUUGACACUA